CGCAGAGCAGGAGAUCUGUCCUCCUUAAAUGGGUAUUCCCUUAGUUGCUCCCGUCCGUUUGGACUCUUUCUGCCUUUGGCCGCCUCUCAUCUCUCGCCUUUUCUCUCACUUUUCUGCAUUGAAAUUCACAAUCUUUUCUCAAAGCAGCCAAAACCCAAUUUGUCCUUUGUUUUCCGUUUUGCCUUUCUCUUUUUUUCUUCUGUUUUGCAACUCAAAGUUAAAAAGAUUUUGAUUUUUGACCCGUUUUUGCAUGGCUGAAUUUGAAGAUAUUGGAGCUGAUAUUAGCUCGGACAUUGAAGUUGAUGACUUAAGGUGUGACAAUAUAGCGGAGAAAGAUGUCAGUGAUGAAGAGAUUGAAGCUGAUGAAUUGGAGAGACGAAUGUGGAAAGAUCGUAUCAAACUCAAAAGGAUUAAGGAAAGACAGAAGAUUGCAGCCCAACAGGCUGCAGAAAAGCAAAAGCCCAAGCAGGCCAUUGAUCAGGCACGGAGGAAGAAAAUGUCCAGAGCUCAAGAUGGGAUUCUUAAGUAUAUGUUGAAGCUAAUGGAAGUCUGCAAAGCACGUGGAUUUGUCUAUGGCAUCAUUCCAGAGAAGGGUAAGCCUGUAAGUGGUGCAUCAGAUAAUAUAAGAGCUUGGUGGAAAGAAAAGGUGAAGUUUGAUAAGAAUGGGCCAGCAGCCAUAGCCAAGUAUGAGGCAGAGUGUUUAGCUAUGAGUGAGUCAGAUAGCAAUAGAAAUGGAAACCCAAAAAGCAGUCUCCAAGACCUGCAAGAUGCUACUCUUGGAUCCCUCUUGUCUUCUUUGAUGCAGCACUGUGAUCCCCCUCAGAGAAAGUAUCCACUUGAAAAGAGAAUUCCUCCACCUUGGUGGCCAACUGGGAAUGAAGAGUGGUGGGUAAAACUAGGGUUACAACAGGGUCAAAGUCCUCCUUAUAAGAAGCCACAUGAUCUGAAAAAGAUAUGGAAAGUUGGAGUGUUAAGAGCUGUGAUAAAGCACAUGUCACCUGAUAUUGCAAAGAUUCGGAGGCAUGUACGCCAGUCAAAAUGUUUACAAGAUAAGAUGACAGCAAAGGAGAGUGCAAUUUGGUUGGCAGUUUUGGGCCGAGAGGAAGCUCUGAUUCAGCAACCUAGCAGUGAUAAUGGAACAUCCAGCAUAACUGAAAUACCCCGACGUGGUCGUGGUGAUAAAAAGAAACCUUUUGCCGGUAGUGACAGUGAUUAUGAUGUUGAUGGUGUUGAUGAUGGAGCAGGUUCAGUUUCUUCCAAAGAUGACAGGAGUAAUCACCCAACAGAUGUGGAGCCUGUGGUUUAUAUCAGCAAUGAUGAUUCCCAUCCAGUGCAAGAGAAUCUGCCAGUGGAAAAACAACCUAGGCUGAAAAGACCUCGUUUAAUACCAAGCCAUGGUGAUCAACAACCUGGACCAUCUCAUGAUGAACAUGUGAAUGACAAGUCAAGAAGCACCCUGCUUGACAUCAACCAAACUGAUGUAUCAUUUCUGGAACAUCAGAUGCCUAGCACUCGGCAGGAAAAUGAUGCAAGCAAAGUGUUGAGGAAUGUGGAGAACGGUUUAGAUGUUCAAUCACAUCCACCUGCAACUGAAUACUGCCAUUAUCCUGCCAUUCCUUGUGCUAGUGAAAUUUCCACUCAGAGCAUGUAUGUAGAUGGACGGCCAAUGCUCUAUCCGAUAGUGCAACAUGCUGAGCUGCACCAUGGUGCUGCAUAUGAAUUUUACAAUCUAUCGGUUGAAUUUGGGCCUGGUCGUGAUGGCCAGCAAACUCAGAUGGAGAUGAAUGUACCGCAGUUGAGGCCAGAAAAUGGGGUUGAUGUAUCAGCUCCAGGUAGGAGUGAACAUGAAAUUGCUGGGGGAGUAUUGCACCAUUAUGUGAAAGACCUAUUCCAUAAUGAGCAAGAUAGAGCUGUUCAUAAUCCCUUUGGUUCUCCGACAAGUGAUCCGUCAUUUUAUGGUGGAUGUCACAGCCCCUUUGAGCUUCCAUUUGAUGGUACAAGUGCACUAGAGGAACUACUUGAUGAUGACUUGAUAGAGUACUUUGGAGCUUAGCUUGGAAAAUUUGAGAUGUCAGAGAAUAGAUUUGUAAGUAAACUUUUUCUCUUCAACCCCCUGUUUCAUCUAUGAAUGAUUCAUAAUUUGGUCUCGGGCAAUUUAUUUGAUGUUGAUUUUGCAAUAACUGUGAAAUUAUGCAUCAUUACUUACCUGGAUGGAGGAAUUUCUGUUAUCCGUUGUCUUAGUCUUUCUAGUACAGGUGUUAUCAUUUGAACAUGCAAAGACUGUAAGUCAAGUCAAAUUUUCUAAUUUAGUUUUGUUCAUCUUGUUUCAAAGAAGACAAACAAAAACAUGAUUUUUUGUGUCAUAUUCCCGGGGAUCCCUGAAUGGUAAUUGCCAUGAAGGGCUUCAUGUAACUGUUUCAAUUUUAGAAACCAUUCACGUGACAAACUUGUGACAUUUUCCUUGCUUCCUUUGGACAAAAUAACUCAUUAGUUAAUAUAUUUCUUUCCUUGUAAAUGAAUUUCCAUCUGUAUAUAUUUAUUAUUACACAACCUAUGAUUUCUCAUCACCUCCAACACUACUCCCCUUACUAAUGACAUCAGCUGCAGCUUUUGAUUAUUUGUGUUAUCUUCAAUGUUUUUGCAUUUGUAUAGGGCUAGUUUAUUGCAGAAUAGAUGCUUUUUGAGCUUUGGAUUAUUGUGUAGGACAUAGCUAAAUUAGAUUAGAGCCUUUUCUUAGGGUUACUUCUUAAAGAAUCCAAUUUUUGCUUGUAAAUAUGGAUUACUUUAUUCAAGUUCUUAUACAAUAUUUUGCUUCCCUGGGUUGCUUAAGGCCUCGAAACCAUAAUUCCUUCCUAAAUGCUUCCUGAUCAGUGCACCCAAAGUAAACCACACCCAUGUAAAAGGUAGGGAAAAAAAACGAUCAGGUGAGGGUGGGGUGGGGA
Durio zibethinus is the source of this 2942-nucleotide messenger RNA. RefSeq names its product ETHYLENE INSENSITIVE 3-like 3 protein. Gene Ontology annotation, molecular function: DNA-binding transcription factor activity; DNA binding. Gene Ontology annotation, cellular component: nucleus. The record is from RefSeq and is a predicted model, not a curated record. NCBI's taxonomy places the organism in Eukaryota, Viridiplantae, Streptophyta, Magnoliopsida, Malvales, Malvaceae.